Molecule: messenger RNA, 2864 nt
Organism: Choloepus didactylus (southern two-toed sloth)
Lineage: Eukaryota; Metazoa; Chordata; Mammalia; Pilosa; Megalonychidae
Gene: MFSD2B
Product: major facilitator superfamily domain containing 2B
Exons: 14
Coding region: 362-1873 (503 amino acids)
Biological process (GO): carbohydrate transport
Cellular component (GO): membrane
Molecular function (GO): symporter activity; sphingolipid intramembrane carrier activity
Source: RefSeq, a predicted model, not a curated record
AUGGCGAUCUGGCCGGAGUUGUUAGCUGCGAGCCACAGGUACUAGCAGCCCCGGCCGGCUCCUGCGCGCUGCGCCUUCGCGGACCUGCCCCAAGGAAGAGGGUCCGAGGGACUUGACGGCCUCUCCCACCUCAGCGAAUUUGGGCUCUUGGCCCUUUUCCCUUUGGGGAAACGAACCCGCGCUCGGACGGCUUCCCGGUUUCCGGCGGGUGGCCCCGGGGGCCCGGGGCAGCGCCUCUGGCUCCGAGGGACCCGCCCCGCGCCGCGCCCCCUCUGCCCGGGAGCGCAGGCCGUGGGGAGCCGGCCCCCUGCCGCGGCGAUAACCCCCAGGGGGAGCGCAGCCCUCGGAGCUGCCGUGCGCCAUGGAGGGGGCUCCUGGACGGACCCCGGACGCGGCGGUUGAGGCGCUGCCGCCCGCGGCCGAAGCGCACACGUCGGAGUCCGAUUCGGUCAGCAGAGACAAUCGCCUCUCGUUCUGUACAAAGCUGUGCUAUGGUAUUGGUGGGGUCCCCAACCAGGUGGCCUCCAGCGCGAUAGCCUUUUACCUGCAGCUCUUCCUGCUGGAUGUGGCCCAGAUCCCUGCUGCCCAGGUGUCACUUGUUCUGUUUGGAGGGAAGGUGUCUGGGGCAGCUGCGGACCCCGUGGCUGGCUUCUUCAUCAACAGAAGCAGGAGGACAGGGGCUAGACGCCUCAUGCCCUGGGUGCUGGGGUGCACGCCCUUCCUCGCCCUGGCCUACUUCUUCCUGUGGUUCCUGCCCCCCUUCACUGCCCUGCACGGCCUCUGGUACGCAACCUUCUACUGCCUGUUCCAGGCCCUGGCCACGGCCUUCCAGGUGCCCUACACGGCGCUCACCAUGUUCCUGACGCCCUGCCCCCGGGAGCGGGACUCGGCCACCGCCUACCGGAUGACCAUGGAGAUGGUGGGGACGCUGGUGGGAGCCGCCGCCCACGGGCUCAUCGUGUCGGGGGCCCACAAGCCCGGCCGCUGCCCGGAGGCCGCGCUCCCCGGGCCUGUCGCCGUCGCCCCGGACGCGACACGUCUCUACUGCAUUGCAGCCACCGUGGUUGCUGUGACUUACCCGGUGUGCAGCUGCCUGCUCUACCUGGGGGUGAAGAAGCAGCCAGACGCCCCCGCCCCAGCCUCGGGCCCAGGCCUGGGCUUCCUGGCCGGGCUGGGCCGCACGGUCCGGCACCCGCCCUACCUGAAGCUGGUGGUCUCUUUCCUGCUCAUCUCAGCAGCGGUUCAGGUGGAGCAGGGCUACCUGGUGCUGUUCUGCACGCACGCCUCCCGACUGCACGGCCACAUCCAGGGCCUGGUGCUGACCAUCCUGGCAUCAGCUGUGCUGAGCACCCCGCCGUGGGAGUGGGUGCUUCAGCGGUUCGGGAAGGAGACAUCGGCCUUUGGGAUCUUUGUGAUGGUGCCUUUUGUGAUCCUGUUGGCCGCCUUGCCCACUCCGCCCGUGGCUUACGCAGUGGCCUUUGGAUCUGGCAUGAGCAUUGCCAUAUCCCUGCUGCUACCCUGGUCUAUGCUGCCGGAUGUGGUGGACGACUUCCAGCAGCAGCACUGGCACUCGCAUGGCCCCGGCCUGGAGACCAUCUUCUACUCGUCCUACGUCUUUUUCACCAAGCUUUCGGGUGCAGCUGCCCUGGGCAUCUCCACCCUCAGCCUAGAGUUCGCAGGGUACAAAGCAGGAGCCUGUGAGCAGGCGGAGGAGGUGGUGGUCACCCUCAAGGUCCUUAUCAGCGCUGUGCCCACCUGCAUGAUCCUCGCCGGCCUCUGCAUCCUCAUGGUGGGCCCCAAGCCCAAGCGGCCAUGCCAGGACGGCUCCCGCCAGCUCAGCCUUCAGAGGAGGACCAGCUACAGCCUCGCUUAAAGUCAGAGACUUCCGCGAGCCAUCUUCUGGGCCGGAAGGCUCUCUUUCUUCCCAUCCCUUAGCACCCCUCUCUAGGAGUUCAGCACACAACCUGUUUUUCCCCUGUGAUAUGGAGUCUUGGGUGACGUUUCUGGGACUCCCACCUGGCCAUGUCUUGCCCACUGACCGCAGACCAUCCCAGAUAGGCCUGUGCCUCUGAACACCAGCUUCAGGCAACAGCUGACCCUGAAAGCAACCCAGUAGCAACCAUUCCUGGGAAAACGCCAAUCCAUCCUGGCCAACAGCCUCCCUUGUAGGAACACCAGGCUCCAAAAACUGCUGGGAUGGCAAAACUCACCUGACAGAGGCAGUACAGUGGCCCCUUGACCUAUCUAGUUGCCUCAAACCUGGGUUUCUUCUUGGAUUGUCUCCCAUUCACUCCACCACACCUUCCCCACAUCCACUGGAAGAGACCUGAAGUUUGCUUGUCGAAGUGGGCAGUGGAACAGAAGGGUUACAGCUUGUGAGUUAUUAUCAAGUGGGAGAAGUUAUUCGAAAUUGGAUGGAAAGUUUUAACACCAGAUAUGGAUGGGUGUGACUCAUAAAAAAAGGUGAACUGAGGUGGCUCCCAGAUGCUUCAGAUGUGCAUGGGUGUAUGUUUUGUGUAUUCUGUUGGGACUCAGUUUUCCUGGGUGCAGUUUUCAGUGUUCACCUCAUCCAUCUUAUGGAUGAAAUCGGUGCAUGAGCAAUAAGAAAUCAGAGCAUUAGGCUCUGAUUGUUCCCUAAUUUAUAAAUCAUAUUGGAACAAAUUUGUACUUUCAAAACAAGCAAUGUAACAGAACUGUGUGUGUGUGUAUGUUUGUGUAGAGAGAGAGAGAGAUCCAUAAAGUAAUGCCAUAAAAUAUUAACAACUGGGGAAUCUGGGUAAAGGGUGUAUGGAAGUUCUUUGAACUAUGCUUGCAACUUUUCUGGAAGUUUGAAAUUAUUGCCAAAUAAAACAGUUUUGUUUUGU